This is a messenger RNA of Patiria miniata (bat star), 7367 nucleotides long. RefSeq lists its product as uncharacterized. Gene Ontology annotation, molecular function: DNA-binding transcription factor activity; RNA polymerase II transcription regulatory region sequence-specific DNA binding. The coding region runs from base 399 to 3587 and encodes 1062 amino acids. The transcript has 3 exons. The record is from RefSeq and is a predicted model, not a curated record. Gene Ontology annotation, biological process: regulation of transcription by RNA polymerase II. Gene Ontology annotation, cellular component: nucleus. Lineage: Eukaryota; Metazoa; Echinodermata; Asteroidea; Valvatida; Asterinidae.
GAUGCACAAAUGAACGUGAAAACUGAUGUAGCUGGUAUCUGGCUUAAUGAGAGAUUGAUGGGUAAACAUGGCGUCAAACUCGAAAAGACUGUGAUGCACUUCGUAAAGGACAGAGAGCGGUAAAUUGUUGUCUUUUGUUUGAGCUCUUUCUCAAUUGUAGUAACUUUUCACCAGAAAACAAUUGAUCAGUCACAUCGUCUUUCUGGAAACUUGGCCAAAAUAAGGAAGGAUCGGAAGAUUGUUUAAGAUACCGAAUAUGUAGUUGUAUCUUGAUGUCUUGCGAGUUGGAGCACCGUUGUCAACCUUGGAUCAGCAUUGUCAGCGUUUCUGGAGCAUGCUGACGUAUCAGGUUAAUCCAAUUAACAGUUGACGUUUCACAGCUACAUCUUUCACUGGGAAUGGAUGACCAUAGCCCAGAGGAUAUCACAUGCGGUGAUGACAGUUCAGUAGGAGGGCCUAUACGUCACCAUAGUAAAGUCAAUCACCCUUCCCCAAUGGAUGGUGCGGGUGAUGAUGAUGGCCACACUGUGGGUAAUACCAGUGACCAUCCUGUGAUAUCAGUGGACAAUAAUGGGGAACCAGAGCUGGACCAAGCCAAAGAAUCAACUCAACUACCCCACAGGGAGGAGCCAGAACAUCUCUUGCCAGACAGCAUCAUGCCCACCCACAUAACCCGCUGUGACAGUGCCUGUGUGCAAAACAAUGCAACCCACGAGAGACAGAAAUCCGGCGAAAUUGCCCAGGAAAAGCAACACCCAUGCUCAACCAGUGAAAACUCAUUCGCUAAGGUCCCUGAUCACGCUGGACUGAAUGUCUCGCCAUGUGGGGACUGCUGCAAAGAGGAUGGAAAAGGAAAGGAUUCAAUAACUGCAGGAGACCGUCCUGGGGACCAAAAAUACAGUGUGGAGCAUUUACUGCAGCCGUCUCCAAACAACAGUGGACAGAGUAAAGGACUCCACUGUGAAGACUCAGAGAAUCAUCCAGGGUGUGGGUCAAAAACGAAACAUCCUGUUGCUUUGGAGAAGCAUAACUUCUGUCGAACCAAGGGAUACCGUUUUGCCUUACUGUCAAAAUCCCAGGCAUCAGGUGCUGAUGUAAGGGAGAGAAAUGCACAGUUCACAGCAGAGGGCUCCGAAUCAGAAAUGAUACCAUGUUCCACUGUUAAUACCUCCCCAGACCAGUAUCAGAUAGAUGUUGUCUCACAUACGCCUGUAGGUGCUGAGACUGUUCCAAGCAGCGUCAAUGCUUCAACUCAAGAAAACACAAUAUGCAGCUCUGGACAUGCAUCCCCAGCAGUUGAAAAUGCAACCCAAGGCAAAGGCCUCACUUACCAAGCUGGAGAAGCUGAAGAAUUGGAGAAUGAUUCCUAUAUACACACGGACGAUAGUUCCAGAGACCGAGAGAUGAAAGCAGAGUAUGAAGGUGGGAACUCACAGGAUCCCACUUCAUCACUGUGUGAAAAAGAUCUCAGUGAAACAGAAGCUGUGAAUCAACUGAGGCCUGGGGUGAAAAUUAAAGUGAGAAAUUCCCCAAGAGAAGAAAUAAGCUCACUGUGUGAUUCAGCCUCAGAUUUUGUUGGUGCAGCUGUGAAGCAGGAGCCAAUUGACACAAGGACCAUCAUCAGUCCAGGGACUAGGCGUAUCAGUCCUGGAAGGCUCAGCACCAGCCCAGGGUCAAAACGUUUGCGGCCACGGAACUCUCCAAAACAGUUCACAGGGAAGCCUGUUAAUUUUGUGAGCAUGGAGGGGAAGCGGCUGGAGACCCUGCUUCGGCCGAAAGCCAAGAGAAAGAGAGUCUCAAGCAUAGGGACAAAAGAGCCAACCCCCUCUCCCCAACAGGAGCAGCCCAGUCCAACAGCUCCACUUGAAGAAUCUAAUGGAAGCGAGAGCCCUCAGGCCAACAAUGACAGUGACAGCUCAAAAUCAAGGAAGGGCAAAAAAAGUGGCCAGCCAGUCCUAGUUUUCCACCAGGUCAUUCCACCAAGACCUAGGGCACCCUUGCGGGAAGAGACGCCACCCGAAAGUUCCAGUGGGUUGAUCAGUUCCAUGUUAAGAAAUAUUGCUGAGCAAAUCCAAGAACCCAACACCGGGGACCAAACAACUACACAACAGAACACUGACGCAGACAAUAGGGACUUGCAGCAUCAAGCCCCUCUUCAGCAAGUGCCUCCUAAUACUCACAGACCUCAAAUCAGUGCACCUGUGCAGCCAGGCUUCCGCCGCCGGCCGCAAUUAAGGUUCAGUGACUACAGCAACUGGUUCACAAGUCAAAACUAUCUAUCCAGACAGGGCCCUAAUAAGCAGCCAGAAGAAUCUGGCUUUCUGGCAUGGAAGCGGGCGAAAAGAACAGAUGAAGCACUCUCUGAUCAGCAGAGACAGCCCUCCUGGACAAACUGGCCAACUAAUGCUGAAGAUAGAAUCAGUGCCAGCCACGGAAUUCAUCCAAUUGGAGCAGCCCUCAGCCAGGUUGGUGGAAGUUCAGUGCGAGAACUUUUGCAGCGGACCAAUGAGCCGGGGCCCUCGGGGGCUGGAAUGAGCAGGCUUGCAGAGGCUCUCAGGCCAGGUGGAAAUAGAGUUGGCAGUGGGGUUGGUGUGGUUCCGACCGCAACUGUAGCUGGUGUUGUGGGCUCAUCCAACUUCUCGUUCAGUCACGGCCAGCAAGAUAUACUGCGUCAGUAUCUGACAUCCCAUGUUGAGCUGCCAACAUCCACUUGCCAAAGUAUCACCAGUUCAACCAUCCCGACUUCUGUGAUGGAUACCCAGCCUGUCAUGACCACCCAGGCACACGUGGAGGACUGUCCUCCGCCCCGUCAGGUCCGAUCCUUCCGCUGGCCUCAAUCAAGCCACUUCCAUCAGCCUGACCAUCCAAAUCCCACCAGGAAGCGUGUCAGACUCGUCUCGGAUGAGAGUCGCCACAGCCCACCAACCACCCUCAAUGAUGACGUCAGCUCUAAUCAUUCGACAGAAUCCAGCAGCUCACACCGGACAGUGCCCUCAAUCAACCGGGAUCAGCAGACAGCCCCUAUGGCCGAGCCGCCUGACAUCAAACCGGAUAUUAAAACACUUGCAGGGUACAAGCAACCUGGUGCAAGCAGUACCAAUCCCAGGCAGUCUGACUCCAGCUCCAGCAAGUCAAACUUUAACACAGACUCUUUAAUCCGUCACUUAUUGGUGCAGGGAACCUCCUCCGCUAACAGCAUUCCUUGGGAGCAGAGAAUGCAAGCUUCCGCGUCUACCUGUAGUGAUGACCAUCAGAUACACGUACCUACCAUGGCGCAUGACGUGCCUGCCGCAGAUCCCACACUGCAGCCAGGCAGCAGCUCAGGGACAGAGGAGGAGACAAAGUCCGGGGUCCCUGUCAAACGGGACUCCUACACUCGCUUGGAUCUAGACACCGGCCAGACGCAGACCACCAGCUACACCUGCGAGCACUGUGAUGUCAUCUUCAGUGACAGCGUCAUGUACAUCUUGCACAUGGGUUGCCACGGCCGACGGAGUGCGUUUGAGUGUAACCAGUGUGGCGCGGUGUUCCGGGACAAGUACGAGUUCACAAUACACUUCAUUCAAGGGGAGCAUAGCCCAAAGUAAUGUAAUUUUUUUAUAUAAAAUUGAUGUACAUGUAUUUUGAGCCAUGUUGAAAACUGGAUAACGAGUACAGAAUCAAGUUUGAGUAAACUGAAAUAUAAAGACUUUUUUAAUAGUGGUAGUUUUGCUUCGAGAUGUGCGCGUAAAUUCAGUGUUUGUUUUUGCCCUUAACAAUAGUCUCUCAGAUAGCACUGAGCUCUUAUGAAAUUAUGUCGGUGGAAGGCAACACCGGAUAUUGAAUUAAAAAAACAUGAACAGGGCAAGUAAAAAAGAAAGCGACCUGGAUUAGCCCUGACAAUUCCCAUGCAGUCAACUACAACACCAGGGUUUGCCGAGUGUGAGUACUGCACUAGUAAAACUGAUUAUGCUUUACAUGGGGUUAGUUGUACCACCAUAAUUGUCCAAUAGUUUGUGUGUACAGUUUACCACAUGGUGUUGAAAUUUGCAGGGGUGAGGAUGGUUCGUAGUAAUUACUCAAGGGGGUUCGUGUUAAUGACUUGUUUCCUCUGAAAAAGCAUUUAAUUUUUCAUAUACAACUGAAGCGUGUAUUAAAUGAGCAUGUUCUUCCACUCAUUUUAUAAAGGAGAAAAAAACCCCCAAGGUUCAGUCAGGCAUUCUAGAGUUGCGCCGAACCAAGUUGAAGUCAAGAUUUGAAUUGAGUACAUGAAAAGUUCGACAUCUGAAACAAUUAGGAGCGACUAGACGUGCCAGAUGGCGAAAGAUCGACAGUUGAAGCCGUUCAGAACGACUCUAGAGCAUCUUGAUUUUAGACGUCGCACUAGUUGUAAGCCAAACUCAAUGCAAAUUCAUGUAAAUAAGUAGCCACCUUACGACAAACCACACAAGUACCCAUAAAUUAGGACUGUAGGCGAUGUCUUUAAGGCACAACACAGCGCAUACAAUUUAAAUUGUUUCUUUUUGCAGGAUCUAUCCUGUCAAACAGAAAAUGUUGACGUCGUGUCAAGGAGCAAAAGCUUAAAUGUACAUACCUCUGUUCCUAUAUAACACAAGAUAAUUUGUUUAAGUGAAAAACCGAGACUUCCAGUAUCCAUAUGGUACAGGCAUCGUGCAGUCUUAAAAAACAUGUUUGUACAUGACGUGACUUGCAAGAGAUAACGCGUGAGCGCACCUGGCUUGCUAGCUGUAUGGCUAGCUGUCCUUAAUACGUGCGCAGUACGCUCUGAAUAGUCAAUCAGCGUCGUUUUCUACCCGGCCAGGCGUUUAGUGAAGGAAUGCUUACGCAGCCCAUGCAUGCAACUUAACUACGCGCAAUGCCGGCUUUUUGCUUAGAUCUAGUGUUCGUUUGUUUGUACACUAUCCUCCAAAAUGUAUUAAGUUUGCCUGACUGAAACCAAUCUAUUUGGUCUGCGCAACUUUGGAAUGCAUGUCUGAACCGGGGGUUACAUGUAAUGAAAUUGAUCCAUGCUUUCAAAAGUCAUGCAUGAACCCACUUUUACUGCUGUCCACGGAAUGCUAAACACUUAAAGCUAUUUAGCUAAGUGAGAAUACAGGCAUUACAAAUUUUGUACACUUUAAUACAAACUUGAUCACGUGUUGGAAAUCGCCAGUAACAAAAAUUGUCUACUUGUACCACUGAACCGAAAGUGACUUACUUUUUUGGGGUGUUUUUUCUAAAGGUCCAACAAAUGUUUCUACAGCAAAGUUUUGCUCUUAAACGGAGUGAAUGUUCUACGCAGAUUGAAUUUUUUUAUAUAUUGAUUUAUAUAGUUUGCAUACAUUUUGAUAACUUUUACAGUAUGUAAAUAUUACUUUAUAAUAAUUAUAUGUUUGUACGUACAUGUAGCAGUUGCUGUCAAAAUUGUAUACAUUUUUGAAUGGGAGGUUUGCGGUAAUGCCAUGUGAAUGAUUUUUUUUGGGUGAGUUGUGUGUUUAUGAGAGGAAGCAGUUGGUUUAACUUGACGUUUCGAACAGUAUGCUCCAUUCGUCGUCAGGAGACUGCUGGACUCUUGUUGGUGUAAUACUUUAAGUAGUGGAUGCUGAGUUCAGUUGACCAUUAAGGCUGGAGAUACUGGAACAGGAUGCUAAGAUGCCGGGUAGGAUGCUAAAGUGAGCUGUGCGUGCUCACUGAAGCAUGUCAGAAGGAUAGUGCUACAAGCUCAGCUACAGGCAGAGUUGUAGUCGAGUACUUUCCGAGUACCAGGUUUACUUCCAGAUAUUAAGAUGGUUUUGGUAUGGAUAAGCUGCAUAAUACAGACAUUGGACAGUAAAUUCUUACCAAAAGACUUUGGACAAUCAGAAUCUUGUAAAAACUAAGCUUUUGAGACGAAAGCAUUCGAAAAGUACUCGCCGAGUACUUUCCGAGUACUUUUCGAGUGCUUCCGUCUCAAAAUUUGAAUUGAAAAUGUAUUUUUGAUAUAUCUGAAGUCUCAGGUUUAUUUGUUUUCAAACGCUAGCAACAUUUGCUAUCUACUGUCAAUGUUUCUCUCGCGUUGUUCACAAGAAAUAGCUCAAUAUUUAGUAGCAAACAAAGUACUCGGAAAGUACUCAACUACAUGAACAUCAAGCAGAGUGCCAUGGGUAGAGGGGACUCAUAGGCAAAAUGUCCAGUUAAAGGGACACUGCAUCCUGGACUGAGCCCAAUUGGGCUACAAAACGUGCUUUGAAUGAAAUGCUAUUAAUCGGAAAGAACUUUUAAAAGUAGGAUGUAAACAUCAACACAACUAGCAUUUAAAAACAGGGCGGUUUUGUGUUAUUCUUGUGUUAUGCGUGCGAGAACGACUUUCUGGGUCCACUCUUGGCGAGCCCAAAAAGUUGGGCUGUUCAUGCUAGUUGUGAUUCCAGCCAUAAAGUGUUCGCCUUUUGCGGACGUGUAAGAAACCACAUUUGUGCAUUGGUGCUGUGCGAAAUGUUAUGUGACAUACACAAGGUGUAUCGUGCAUGGACUGAAACGACAGGAAAAACAUAUGCGUACUCCGUCGUGUCCGAUGUAAACAAUCGGAUUGUUUGGUCUUUUCUUGCAAACGAAGUAGGUUGGUUUCCUUUCAACUAGAUGUUUGAAAUAGGAUAAGUAAACAAUCCAAAACAAGAAAACUUUGUGGAUUUCAGGAUGCAGUGCCCCUUUAAACCAACUGGUUCUUCAGAACCACACAACUCACAGAGAUAUCAUUCACAUGUUUGACCCCAAACCUCCCAUUCACUGAUCAUGUCCGCCAUGCAAGUCUCGUUUUAAUUUUUGUAAGGACUCUGUGCAACAUUGUCUAUUGUGGAUGGUUACGACUGGAUUUUUAUAUGUAAAAAUAUAUGUACAUGUGAAGUGCAUGCUGGUGUUUGUAAUCGGCCAAAAGUUAUGUACAUGUACAAUGUACAGUAAAACAGGGUGCAAUUUCAAUGAACAGCUCAGCUGAAUUUUUUUUCACGUUAGAAAAAUGGUACAAAUGUAGUUCUUUUUCUUAAUUGGUUAUUACUCUUUUUUGUAGGGGGGGGGGGAAGGCAUUGCCUUGAUUUCUCUUUCAUAUUAGUCUUGUGUGCUUCAUUGAAGAUAAAACUGUAUACAAUGUAGCUGUUUUAUUGUAUCCAUGAAUAUAAGAGUGUAUAUACUUGUAAGCAAAUUGACUGCAUUUGUGGCAACAUUUGAAAUUUGACUCUCUUUUGCUAUGAUCCAAGAAUGAUUAAUGGAAUGUAAGCCUGUCUGCUACUUUACAACUGAAUAGUGAGCAGACACUACUGUUAACAACACUACAUGGGGAUGCCCAUCUCUUAAAGGGAAUGUACACAUGUACAACAUUUGCUUUUGCUGUAAUUUUCAGAAAUAAAUGGAUUCGG